UCCUUGAUACUAUAGCUCAACCAAUUUUAAAGUCAUAUAAAAUAUAAAGAUUUAAGCUAUCACUGAGAUAUCAAGCCACAAUAACACCAACAGCAGUACCUAUCUUUCAAUAUUUCUAAGCUUAUUGAGACUGUGGUAUUUAAAACCGUUUGGACCCUCAGCCAUAAAAAAGAAUCGUUACUUGUAUGAGGUUUCGGAGUCAGCAUAAGUCUGGGUAGUCUGACGCUAUCUCAUUGUUUCCAUCGUUCCCUUUCUUUCCUUUCUUGGAAAACUGACCGAUAAUCCCCUGGGAACGAGAUUAGCGAAACUAGGGGAAAGCAGGUGGCCUUCAAUUCGCAUGCGUAUUUGUAACAAAUAAAAAGUUACCAAGUCAGAGGUUGAGUGAUUGUGUUAGGGAACAGCUGACUUAGUCUUUCGAGGUUUGGCUCCCUGGGACAUUGACCGAAGAAAGAUCAUGUCCGAAAGCGGUCAAAACCUCGAGAACACGCAUCCACCCAGUUCCUAUCCAUGCCAUUCCUCUCACAGUGUAACAGCCGCGCCAGUGGGACGUUGUAUGAAUAAGUGUAGAGGAGAAAUCCCCAUCGUUGAAAAAGCCAUAUGUCCGUUCAACGAAACGCAUCAAAGUUUUGCUGAAGAAGUGGACCACAAAGAAUCGUUAUAUGCCUGUGAAUCAGAAAGUUGUAAAAUACAGCAAGGCAAGAGUGAUACUGAUGGGAAAACUCAGAAAAACCGAGUGUUUGAAAGUUUUUCGUCGGCAACUUCCCUCAAGUGUAAGUCAUGCGAAAAAACUGAGACCGGAUGCGAGAGUGGGCUUGAAGUAGUAGGCGGCAUACGAAAUUACAAUUCUUUCGCCAGCGAAGCGGAUGAAAGUGGGAAAAUUUCCCACAACGAUCCAGAAAUAGAGUCAAACGGCAACAACCAACAACCGCGGAAAACGCUGAACGAAGACUGUUUGAGUGUGAGUGAACAAACUGUAGUGUCAUCCGAAGAGAGGUUGAAAUCCACCGGGGACAUGAAAUCAAUUGAACAGCGAUCACCACAAUCAGAGAAUGCGACACUUGGCAGUUUGGGAAACGGUGAAAGCAUCCCCAAAGAAGAGCGAUUUGACUAUACAAAAUACAUACCAAGUGAGGACCUUAAGGAGGAUUUUCUUAAGUCGAUUGGCAAACCUUCAAAUGGCCAGGUGUACGAUACCAAAUGCCAAUUCGCAAGUUAUCCAUUUGCCUUCCAACAGUGGCCUCUAGAGUACCAUUUCCCUCCCCAGUUUCAAAACCCUAAUGGCUACCAAUCCACUGGAGUACCACAAACUUUUUUAUCGUUCUCCAACAUGUACAAUAUGAUUCCAGCAGUAUCAACAGGUCAGGCUUCGUACACAUGCUCAUAUGGGUUUCAUGACCAAACUGGUGGACCAGGGUCUCUACAGUCACCGGGUCAAGGGUAUGACUAUUGUGUAUACCCGGCAGCCAGGCCCAGUUAUUAUCGAUCCUUCUACAGACGCAGAAAUUUGAACAAUUCAUUUCGCCACAGCAAUCACAAAAACAAUGACUCCAAUAAUUAUGAAAUCCACACUGAGACAUUUUUGAAUAAUUUCAACCAACCACAGAUUAGCAUGGAAGAAGGCCAUCAUCUGAGGAAGGUCUGUAAGAAUGAUGUCCACUUUGAGGAAAGCUCAAUUGAAGAUGGUGAUAUUCAAGAACAUUUUGUAGAUAUUGGUGAAGUCCCUGCUAAACAGGAGUCAGAAGUUUCAGGAGGUAGUGGGUCAGUGAAUCUUCAGUCCUCCCAAGAUGAAUUAAAGAAAAGUGAGAUUGAAAAACAGAUUCGUAAGAUUAAAAAGAAAUUGGCAGAAAUCAGCGGCUUAGAGGAAAAGUACCACAAAGGGGCAAACUUAGAUUGUGAUCAAUUAAAGAAAUUGUCAAGGAAGAGUGAGUUUGAAGAUCAGUUGCAAUCACUUAACUUAUCAUAGCAUUACCAUUAUGGUAUUAGUCCUUUGAUUGUGAUGUUGCAUACAUUAAGUACAAUUUACAGUGAAUGUAACAGAGUUCUUUUAUUAGGUUAAACAUGCAAACAGUGUAUAGAGUUGUGCACUAAGGCAAUAAAUUAACCCCAUCAGAAUUUUGCUUUUCUUUCUCCACAUAUCGUUACUGUAAUGUAUUAAUGCAUAAUCUUGCUAAUUUUAGUGUUAAUUUUUUUUAAGAGAUUGCCCGUAGACAUUUGAUAAUUGUGACUGUACAAACAAUUUCACUUAUCAUUUAUAGAUAGAUAUCCAUUGUCUGCACUUGUCUUUGUAAGAAAAGCAUACUUGGUCUUUCACCUUCAAAACUUCAAUGGUUAUGUACAAUUCGUGAGAACAGUUUCCAUCCAUUCUCAGAUUGGUUCAGUGAUGCACUUAAUUAAUUUGAAAUUGUUGUUGUUUGUUUCCAUUGUACAUUUCUUCCCCAGGCUAUCCAUCUGUCUGGCUCUCUUAGUUUUGGUGAAGUUCCUAUCUCAUUUUUUGCUGGUUGUUCCUUGUUCACUCUGGAAGGUUACUUUUAUUAUGUUAUAUUCUCCUUUGAAGCUGCCUUAAAUGUGGUUGUGAAAGGGCUUUCUUGAUUCACUGAGCCUUCAUUCUUCCUAAAAAGAAUGCUAUCUUGAUUUUCUUUUUGGGACCAAAGCCCUUGUGAUGUAACCCAUAAACAGGGAAUGUACAUACCACACAGAGAGAGUAAGCACAACAUUGAUCUAAUGGUGGAUUGAUUUUGGUUGUGAUGAAUUUAGUCCAUAGUGUAUCAUAUAAGAAAUGAACAUGCUAUGAAAUCAACACCAAUUUUUGAACUUGGUUCGGUUUUGGUGGUUUUCAAUUAACACACCAGUCAUAAUUUAUGAGUGUAUGUGGGCACUUGGAUGGAUAAUUUGCUUUUGUAAACAUGAGUAAUGUAAGUGAGAUGCAGUUUUUUGUGGUUUCUAAGGAAAGUAUGAAACUCCUAAGGCUGGGACUUGCACACAAUCCUGAUCUAGACUUUGCCUACUUUGUUUUAGUUUACACUCUUGUUCUCUUUUUCACACUUGGCAUGGCAGUGUGAUGAAGUCAUCAAGGUAAACUUGGCCAUGCUGGCUGUAGUUAUUCUAUGUUGAUUUCAUGGUGGCAUUGUCAGUAAACACCAAGGGAAAUGUGUGAAAAAGGGAAGAAAGAGAGCCACACAAGAUAUUUGUGAUGAUAGCAGGUCAAUAUUUAUAGCAGACACUGUUUGUAGCAAUGGUAGAAGAAACGUUUUGUCGUUUGCCUUCAUUACUGAAACAAAGAGUGUGUAAAAACAGUUUUGAUAUCUCACAAUGAAAUAAGACCAAGAUUUAAUCCUUCUUCAAAAUCCUUCUUUCAUUUGUCUUACAAAGUGCACUAGAUUAGUUAGCAAGUUAACCUUUUCUUUUUCACUUAACACUAGACACACGCUCCAAAAUCCCCCUUUGUUUUUAAACUCUUGUGCAGGCACAGUGUUUGACUGCUGUGUUGCUCUAAUUUGGUGGCUUAACUUCUGUGAUACUAAUUUUCAAUAUUUUUUUUCAAAUGUCUCAAUACAUUCGAGAAAUUAAGAAAGCAAAAGAUCAUUAUAUUAUAAUAACAGCAAUUUCCUGGUAUAAAGAAAUUAUAACAGUACUACUGUAAAGAUUAUUCCAACUGGUGAUUUCUUUCUAAACCCCCUACGCUGAGAAAUAAAUAUAGAAACAUUAGGUCCAGAACAAGGAAUACCUAAAUUUGAUAAUAAUUUGUUUUUAAGAUAGGAUCAUCACAUUAUUAUAAAACCAUCAAGCAAACAUUUUGAUCCCCAUGGCAAUAAGAAAAAAUUAAGGUCAACCAAAGUUUGCUGGGAAAGUUGCAGAUUUGAAGACCAGGGCCGGGUUGUUCAAAGGCGGGUUAAGAUAACCCAGGGUUACCGUGAAAUUUAAUUGCAGAUCUGAAAGCUUUAAAAUUAAAUUCACUUUACUGAAUUCCAUUUGUUUACAAGUUGGCGAUUGAAUGCUCUAAGAAUAAUUGGGAAAGUUAUCUUAAAACGGCUUUUGAACAGAGAAAUAUAGAAACCUGGAUUAAACUUUAACCCUGGGUUAGCACUAAUCAGUCUUCGAACAACUGGGCCCAGUGAUCUAUGAGUCAGGCAGCAAGUUGGAAACUUUUUAGUGUGUUUUGUUAUGGUCUGAGAUAAACAUUUCCAUGAAACAUUUAUUAAUUUUUCAUCACUCUUUUAUUUGUGAAAAUUUGCUUCUUUCUCCUUGUUUGUUAGAAUGAAACCUCAAGAUGUUGUGUCAUCUUCGAAAAUGAUUGUUCUCCAUUGAUCGGUUAUUGUAAAACCAGGGUGUGUUGUCAAGGUGUUUCAUGUUAUGUAAUACAUCAGUGUCAUUUUCUUUUUUUAAGUUCACCAAGUGGUGACUUUGAUGAUAGUUGAGCUUUGAGCCCCGAACAUAUAAAUCAAGAAAAUAAAUCCCCAAGUUAAUUUUAAGGGCAAAGGAGUUACUUGUAGUAGGUUAUAAGACCCAAAAGUAUAGAGAGCCAAAAGUUUUAGGGGACUCACCUUUUAGUCUCAUAGGAAGUUUGUGUAAGCACCAGAAAACAACCUGGCUUAUUUCCUUUUCUAACAGUCAUCCCAAAAUACAGAUUGUGGGUUACAAGUUUAAACCAAUAUCAGAAUGGUUAAAGGUAUUGUUAAAGAGUUGCUGUCUAGAUUUUGACUCUUUUUAAUGCCAAGGAAACCUCACGUAGCCCAUAAAAGAUGUCUGUUUAGUUCUUUCAUGUCUCCAUCCCAAUCUGCUGUUUGACCUCCCAAUGUUUUGGUUGUCUUUGGAAGUUUUCAAGCACUAGCUUGGUAGUGAUUAGAAAAACUUGAAUUUCUACAGUUUUCACAAUAGUUUGGUUACUUGAGUAAGCUUCAAAGUCAAUAUCAACUACAAGGAGAAGGUUCUUCACUUUGAACAACAAUCCGAAGAUGCAACCUAGUUGAAUCCUGUACUUCAAUAUCUCUAAUCAAUGUAAUGACUUUGAAAAAGUUGUAAGACAAAGUCAUGUAGGGUUAGUUUCUGUAAGCAACUAACAAUGGAUAAAUCAAGUUUAUCAUAUCAUGAUAGCUUUCACUGAAAUUAUAAUAUGGUUAAUUUUCCAAAAAGUCCACUGAGAUAACUUCAUCUAUUUAGGCUAGAGGUAAGUAUUGGCCUUUGCCAGUGUUAAAUGUCCAUUACUCCUAGGUAACAUAGCUGCUGACAAAGUGACCUGCACAACUCUGUUUCAAUGUGUUGAUCCCUUUAGUCAAUCCAAUUGUGAGGUCGUAAAUUUAAUAAAUGUAGAAGCUGAGGUAGCCAGAACAUAGAACCAACAAGUUCCAGGACAAAGUACAGUCAAACCUCAAUUAUCUGGACCAGUUGGGACUUAGGUAAUCAGUCUGGAUAAUGGAGAGUCCGGAUAAUCGAAAAUAUGAAUAUUAAUGAGACAAUAAUGUAAACAAAAAAAAUAAAGAUAAAAGUCUGCUUUAAUGACUCUCCGAGUGCUUGAUCUUGAAAGUGGAGGAGGUAAUGCGCUGUUUUAAACAUGCUUUUCCUGACUUUAGACAUAAUAUCUGAAUUUUUUUACCUCAUAAAGUUGAAAGAUCAAAGCUCAUUAAUAAUCAUGAAAAAAACGGGACCAGAGAAAAAGUCCGGAUAAUCGAGGUUCGACUGUGGUUGAUUAUUUCAUAAAGAUAACAAUUGCUCUUCAUGACUGAGAUAAUUUGUAUUCCUGAAUGAUUUUAUUGAUUUUAAAAUUUCCUGUUUCGUUGUGCAUUAUUUCAUUUUAGUCCGUUCUGUACUUGGACUAAUACGGACAAUUUUUAUCUCAUUAAAGGAAUCUUUAUAAUGUUAAAAAAGACUAUAUUUUAAGUAACUAUGAAAUGUUACCAGUUAAAUUGAUCAUUAUUAGGCUAAAUAACACCACCAUUUGUGAGUUACAUCUUCUGAGAUCAGCUGUUUAUUGCCCUCAAAGCAUUUAGAACUUCAUGUUGGGGGACUGGAUUUGAAGUAUAUUUAAAAUUUGUUUACUGAGAGUUCAUUUAUCUCUCAGGCACUUUGAGAUUGUUCUAAAGCAAUGUAAACAAAUGUGAUAACAUGGAUUUUACUUGAUUUAAUUUGAUUAUUUCUUUUAUUACUGGUACCGAGAAGAAUAUAAUUUAUUAUGGACUAGAGGAAAAAUUAUAAAUUGAAUUUAGGACGACAAUCUAAAUAAUAUGUCUGAGGUGAUGCUUGUUAUUUAUUUUAAAAUUGUCUACCUAUUUAUUUAUUUGUGUGUACCUAUUUAUUCAGAUUUUAUUUAUUUCUGUAGUUUACUUAUUGUCUUACAAUACAUUUUUGCAUUCAAACAGUUAUCAUGAGGUAAAUGGUUGUUUAGUUAAAACAGAUGCAAAAUAUUUGGAAAAUAUGUAAAACAUGUGGGUAAUAUAGUAUGUUUUAGUUACUGCAAAAUGUCUUAUUGUUACAUGAACAUGACAAAAUUAAAAUGUACACAUGUAUUUUUCUGUCAUGACAAAUCAUUUGGCGUAAAGGCAAUAAAGGAUUUUUCCCCAAUCUAAACACAAGAGAUUGGGGAGAAUUUGAGGCAGUUAUGUGAA
This is a messenger RNA of Stylophora pistillata, 6599 nucleotides long. RefSeq lists its product as uncharacterized. The record is from RefSeq and is a predicted model, not a curated record. Lineage: Eukaryota; Metazoa; Cnidaria; Anthozoa; Scleractinia; Pocilloporidae.